CACUGCUUGGAGGAUUCUCUGGCCCGUCAUGCGGAGUCUCCGCCCUCCUCCCUGUUGCUUCCGGGUUGGCGGGCCAGCUACCAGCUGAUCCGGAGCUGGCCGCUGGCGGGCUGUCCCGCUGAGUCCAGAUGAAAAUGUUUGAGAGUGUUGAUUCUACACCCCCCAAAUCCGGCUUGGAUCUGUGGGCUGAAAUCUGUUCCUGUUUGCCAAAUCCCAACCAGGAGGAUGGUGCCAGCAAUGCGUUCUCAGAUUCCUUCAUGGAUUCCAACCCUCCCACUGCAGGCCAGAGUGAGGUCUCAGACUUUGUAGUUCAGCCAGCCACAAAGCCUUGGGCUCCCUUGCAGGACUCAGAAAUAUACUUAGCAUCUCUUGAGAAGAAGCUGAAAAGAAUCAAAGGUCUGAAUCAGGAAGUGACUUCCAAGGACAUGCUUCGAACACUGGCCCAAGCCAAGAAGGAGUGCUGGGAUCGGUUCCUGCAGGAGAAGUUAGCCUCAGAGUUCUUCAUGGAUGGACUUGACUCUGAUGAGAGCACCUUGGAACAUUUCAAAAGGUGGCUUCAGCCUGACAAAGUAGCCAUCAGUACAGAGGAGAUUCAGUAUCUGAUUCCCCCAGAGUCACAGGUGGAGAAACUGGUGGCUGAGGAUGAGCCAACAGCAGCUGAGCAGUGAAUCACACAUGCACAUCACACGCAUAUAUGCACACACAGGCCAAGCAGCUGUCUCAAAUCCAGAGGGAAUAAGAAGUGUGCUUGGUGUGGCGGCAGGAGGAAGGAAAAAUAAGAGGGAGGGGACAAGCCUUUUCCUCCACAAAGCAAACACUUGUGGCACUCUGAGGACUUGCUUGGGGUUGAUAUGUGUGACUCUUGGAUCAAGUGACUGACCCCCAAUGUGUGCUGGAUCAAAAUACUGCCAAGCUUCUGUUGCUCUGGAGAGUCAUCGGCUGAGACUCCACUGCAGGUCCAAGGUGUUUGGAGAUACAGAUGUAAACCUUUGGACUCUGUCUAAGCUAAGCAAGCCAUAUUUUUUCUUGCCUCUCCUGGAUGACCUCAUCUCCCUGUGUGUCAAGGAUUCUGUGUCUUUGGGCAGUCAAGCAACAUCUGGGGAGCUCCAUAGCACAUCCAUAAUAAACAUAGGGGUGCUAGGGAAAGAUGCUGA
Molecule: messenger RNA, 1154 nt
Organism: Erinaceus europaeus (western European hedgehog)
Lineage: Eukaryota; Metazoa; Chordata; Mammalia; Eulipotyphla; Erinaceidae
Gene: CCDC32
Product: coiled-coil domain containing 32
Exons: 4
Coding region: 129-668 (179 amino acids)
Biological process (GO): cilium organization
Source: RefSeq, a predicted model, not a curated record